This is a messenger RNA of Cylindrotheca closterium, 1206 nucleotides long. The record is from the annotation of a GenBank genome assembly. Lineage: Eukaryota; Bacillariophyta; Bacillariophyceae; Bacillariales; Bacillariaceae.
AUGCCAUCAUCAUCAUCAUCAUCAUCAUCAUCACAAGUCAAGGGAAAACACACGCUCACCCGCAAACGAUCCAAAUCCAUCAAUUUCCAGGGAACCAAUGAAAAAACACCGCUCAUGCCACUGGCCGUCAAAUCGGGUGGAGGCACCACCAGUUUUGACGAUAAUAUCGACUACGACGAUGACGACUCUGCCACCACCAAAUUGGUGGCCAAAGGACGUGCCAUUUUGUGUUUGGUAGCCUUUUUGUAUGGGACCCUCAAUGUGUCCUUGAGACUCAUCUAUCAAUUGGACUCGCCUCCCACAGCAGCCGCACUAAGUUCCACACGGGGAUGGUUGGCGUCCGUUUGUUUUGUGCCACUCUUGUUGUGGAAACAACCAACGGCUGGUACAUCAAGUACUACUACUACUACUACUACUACUACUACUAGCAGUGACUCUUCUGUAAUGUCAGGCUCUGCAGACUCGGAAGGAUCAUCCUCAAAAUCUACCUCGUCGCCUAUUUGGAUGGCGGGUCUGGAGUUGGGACUUUGGAACUUUCUCGCACAAGGAUUGAUCAAUGUAGGUCUUUUGAGUGUGGGUUCGGCACGAGCGUCCUUCUUGACGCAAACUUCCGUCAUUAUGACACCACUGUUGAGUAUAGCGGCGGGACAGACGGUCUCCAAAAGCGUAUGGGUCGGAUGUUCCUUGGCCUUGGGUGGACUAACAAUCUUAUCGGGUGGAGGCGGUGGUGGAAUGGAUUCUGCUAGUAGUUCUUCCGCACUCUUGGCGUUUUCGAGUGGUGACAUUCUCAUUUUGACGGGAGCCUUUUCUUGGUCCUUGUACCUCUUUCGGCUCUCCAAGAUUGCGCCACAAUUUGAUGAAAUCAAUUUGCAAGCCAUCAAGACUACUGUGCUGGCCAUGUUCUAUACGAUUUGGCUGGGAGUCAGUCUAUGGCAGAAUCCAGAGGGUACUACUUGGGCGUGGGCUACCAAUGGGGUUGCCUGGUUGGCACUCAUUUAUAGUGCAGUAGCUCCAGGGACUGUGGCAGAUAUAUUGCAGCAACAAGGGCAAAAAGAAGUUUCAGCAUCGGAAGCCAAUGUAAUUUUGUCCUUGGAACCAGUCUUUGCAGCACUGUGUGCUUGGCUAUUGUUAGGGGAGACAAUGUCUGGGUUGGAGUCAGUUGGGGGUGGAUUGAUUUUGCUGGCAGCCUUGGUAGCCACACGAUAA